Molecule: messenger RNA, 1134 nt
Organism: Saxophila tyrrhenica
Lineage: Eukaryota; Fungi; Ascomycota; Dothideomycetes; Mycosphaerellales; Extremaceae
Exons: 3
Coding region: 1-1134 (377 amino acids)
Source: RefSeq, a predicted model, not a curated record
AUGGCCUGUCUUUCGAAGCCAGCAUCGACAGCCUCGCCGGACACCGUCGUUCAGCAAAUGUCCCGGCACGGUACCCCAACUUCAGCGAUCGGCCGUCUGGACUUGGACGGGUCUUCGAGCUCUUCCACGGCCAGUAUGCCCGCCCAAACCCGGGCGAUGAAGAAGCGCGAUCAAGGACAUGGGACUCGCCAAGCAGCUUCGAGCGGAGGAGGCCGCGACUCGCCGGCAGCAGCAGGCCCUUCCAGAACUAGCGGCACCAGAAGGACCGGCCAGUCCGCUGGAACGCAGGGACAACAGACGAGAGGAGGCAGAGCGCCAGCUACCCAAGCUGACGAUGACGACGAUGAAGACGACUCGGACGACGAUGGCAAUGGCGACGAUUCUGACGAUGGAGAUGCAAACGAGAACCUACAGCGACAAGCCGCCAUCAUUGUUUCAGAAAUAUUCUCGGUGUACACUCAUGGCCUGCUUACCCCAGCAGAGUUUCGUGGUAUUGCAAUCAACGGUGAUGCUGCGGGUACCGCUGCCAAUGAAGCAGACCGCAGUCUCCGCCAAGUAGCGAGGCUAGCCGUUACUACGAUCACCACCGUAGCAACACUCCAGGCCUACCGCAAUGCUGCACCACGCCAAUUCUGCCUGACGCAACUGGCCGACCGUCUUUCGAGGCGUCCCAGUCUCAUUGUCAGCCGGCUGGAGGAGAACAGACGAGACCUAUCCACAGGCCGAGACGUCCCCUCCACCAUUAGUGACUUCAGAGACCUCUUUGUCGCCAUCGGAGGCCUUUUUCAAACUUAUCGGCAGGUAAUGACCGCAGCGCAGCAGCAAAGACUUGUCCAGAUUCUGAUGUACGUCCUAAAUUGGAUCGGUCGAAACGACAACGAUUGGUACGCAAAUGUGGCCGCUCGCCCCUCGUACGCCAGCCAAGCCUCGUUCAACCCAUAUCGCUGCUUCUUGUCCGCACAAGCGCAGCCGGGUCGGUUCGUGGAUGUGCUUGCCGGAGCGCCGAUCGAAUAUGUUCAGGAUGAGAGCAACAGAGGUCCGCUGCAUGCUUUCUGCACCCAGGUGAUCAGAGAUGCGCAGGGCCAGGCAUGGGUGCGACAAUUGAGGCAGGUGUAUGCUGAUGCUUUUGGCUGA